AUGUCUAGUCCGUCCAAAAAGAGGAAGCUAAAUACCGGCGGAAAGCAACAUGGACCAUCGACAAGAGGUUUAGAGUUCUUUUUUGCGAAGCAAAGACAGAGCAGCGUAGCCACUUCCUCAGCAGAUGCCGCUGACGUGCCUGACUUGGCAUCUACGGAACUAACAGAUGAAGAAUUGGCCCGUAAGCUUCAAGAUGAAUGGAAUAAAGAAGUAGCAGAUGAGAGUAAAAAUGAAACCGAGAAUACUCGAAGCACUUCACCGGCUUCGAAUCUGGCAAUCGAUGAACUUUCGCCGGCUGCCCAACCUGAGUUAGAGCCUCGUGUGGCAAAGGAGGCCGAAUUGCCUGCUUCAAAGGGGAAUACUCUUACGUUGCAAUCUACAGGAAUGGCCGAGGAUGCUAUUACUACCAACAUCCCUCUUGAUGAGCCCCCUUUAAUAUUUCAGCCAUCAAAGUAUCUCGACUUGUUGAGGGAGCACUGGGCAGCUGAAGGUGGAAACGCCUCCUAUUCUUUGCUCACCAGAUGUUUCGUCCUCGUCAGCAGCACGGCGAGCCGCAUUAAAAUAGUUGAUACACUUGUCAAUUGCCUUCGACUGCUAAUUGAAGGAGACCCUUCAAGUCUCCUGCCAGCCGUAUGGUUGGCGACGAAUUCUAUAUCGCCAGCAUAUAUAUCCCUGGAACUGGGACUGGGGGGUUCUGCAAUAUCUAAAGCUCUAAAGCAAGUGUGCGGCUUGGACAAUAGAUCACUCAAGGCAAUCUAUGACAAAUACGGUGAUGCCGGCGAUGUAGCCUUUGAGGCUAAAAAGAAGCAGAGCUUCACACUGAGAAAGCCAAAGCCACUUACGAUCAAAUGCGUUUAUCAGGACCUUGUUAAGAUUGCUAGCUCUCAAGGACAGGGCAGCGCACAGGCGAAACAGCGCAUUGUGGAUAGACUAUUGCAAGAUGCGAGGGGUGGAGAGGAGAGUCGCUUCAUUGUCCGGACGCUCUGCCAGCAUCUAAGAAUUGGCGCCGUGAAAACCACCAUGCUCAUUGCUCUGUCAAGAGCCUUUCUGCUAUCUCGGCCUCCUGGUGCAGACUACUCUCCUCUGUCUAUCCCUGAACUUUACAAGCUGAAGAAAGAAGAGCUGGCCGAGAUUUGGGGGAAAGCCGAGGAAACUGUCAAAGCCUGCUUUGCACGACGGCCCAACUACAACGAUUUGAUCCCAGUUCUUCUGGAAAUUGGAAUAUCAGACGAGUUGUUGAUUAGAUGCGGACUAGCUCUGCACAUUCCGCUUCGACCCAUGCUGGGCAGCAUUACCAGAGACUUGUCAGAAAUGUUGACGAAACUUCAAGGAAGAGAUUUUGCCUGUGAAUACAAGUACGAUGGCCAAAGGGCCCAGGUGCAUUGCGACGAUGGAGGAAAGGUGUCAAUCUUUUCACGACACCUAGAACUUAUGACGGACAAAUAUCCCGAUCUUGUAGAAUUGGUUCCUAGGAUCCGUGGAGAGGGUGUCAGUAGCUUUAUCAUGGAGGGCGAAGUGGUCGCAGUGGAUCGAGAAACUGGCGAGCUCAAGAACUUUCAGACCUUGACCAACCGGGCGAGAAAGGAUGUGGAAAUCGGCAGCAUCAAGAUUGAUGUUUGUCUGUUUGCCUUUGAUUUGAUGUUCCUGAACGGGCAGCCGUUGCUGGACCGUCCAUUUAGGGAACGACGGGAGUUGCUUCGAUCGCUGUUCACCGAGGUGCCGCACAAUUUCACCUGGGUGAAAAGCCUCGAUGCGACGUCCAGUGACUCCGAAACGGUGCUCGAAUUCUUCAAGUCGGCCACGGAGAGCAAAUGCGAAGGAGUCAUGGUCAAAAUUCUUGACAACCUGGUUGAUAUUCCAUACUUGGGCGACCAAGAGGGGCCGGCUGCUGAGGAAACAGAGAAGCUUUCGACACCAAAGUCAAAAUCCAAAGCAAAAAAGAAAGGAAAUGGCGCAACAGCAGCGGGGGAGGGAGACAAGAAGAAGACGGGCUCUCGACGAAAGCCCCUCCUCGCGACAUACGAACCCGACAAGCGGCUCGACUCAUGGCUCAAAGUGAAGAAAGACUACAAUUCCAGCUUUGAUACCCUGGACUUGAUCCCGAUUGCAGGAUGGCACGGACAGGGUCGAAAGGCAAAGUGGUGGUCGCCAGUUCUUCUCGCCGUUCGCAACGAAGAGACUGGCAUGUUGGAAGCAGUGUGCAAAUGCAUGUCUGGCUUUACCGACACAUUCUACAAGGCCAUGAAGCAGUUCUACGACAACGGCGAAGAGAGUGGAGAGCGCAAGAAUACACGGUCGCAGAUGCCGAGCUUCAUCGAGUAUUCUGGCCCCAUGCCUGACGUCUGGUUUGAGCCUCAGGAGGUGUGGGAAAUGGCCUUUGCAGAUGUUACCCUGAGUCCGACUUACACGGCGGCCAUCGGCCUUGUCAGUGAUGAACGAGGUUUAAGUUUGAGAUUUCCGCGGUUCCUCAAGAAACGGGACGACAAGAGCCUGGAAGAAGCAAGCACGAAUGAGUUCCUGGCCGGGCUGUGGAGGAAACAGGAGGCAAAGGCGGUCCCGCGAGAGGCACCAGACGGGAGAGGAGAUGGAGAGCUAGAGCAGAUGGAGGAUGAAUGA
This is a messenger RNA of Metarhizium brunneum ARSEF 3297, 2616 nucleotides long. It is a transcript of the gene adl1, whose product is annotated as DNA ligase 3. NCBI's taxonomy places the organism in Eukaryota, Fungi, Ascomycota, Sordariomycetes, Hypocreales, Clavicipitaceae. Gene Ontology annotation, molecular function: ATP binding; DNA binding; DNA ligase (ATP) activity. Gene Ontology annotation, cellular component: nucleus. Gene Ontology annotation, biological process: DNA biosynthetic process; DNA recombination; DNA repair. The record is from RefSeq and is a predicted model, not a curated record.